This is a messenger RNA of Chaetomium globosum CBS 148.51, 2934 nucleotides long. RefSeq lists its product as uncharacterized. The transcript is spliced from 3 exons. Lineage: Eukaryota; Fungi; Ascomycota; Sordariomycetes; Sordariales; Chaetomiaceae. The coding region runs from base 1 to 2934 and encodes 977 amino acids. The record is from RefSeq and is a predicted model, not a curated record.
AUGGCCGUGCCGAUCCCACAACGGCGCCCCGGGCAUAUCGUUGCCUUGGAGGGUCCCUCGGAGCUCGUGUCGACUCAAUUGCGUCUUCUCCCGGCCUCCCCCCAGAUCCUCGUCCUUCCAAGUCUUCAAAAUUACUUGAAGGACCUCGAGCCGGACACACCUUUCGACCCACGGGAGCUCAUCCGCCGUUAUCGCACUGCUUCCCUGAAUCGACACACAGAGGCCUUGGAGUUCUUGAGGCCUUCGGCAUCAACAGGCGAGAAGCGACUUGUCUUCCUGCACGGGGGCACCAUGUCGGCCCAGGUGUCAUGUCUCUCGACCAUCAUGGAGCAUGAGCCGGAUGGCGAUAUCGAAGAAGCUCAUGCCACUGUGGCGAUGGACGACGAUUUUGAGCCGACCAUACUCGAUCGAGCGCCGAGUCGACGGUACGAAUGGGGCGGAUACAUGAACGACGCCGGCGGCGACUCUUUCGAGGACCGUAUCAUCCGCGCCAUGAGAGCUGCAGACGCACUGGACAAAGAGACCGAGUUUCUCCAGCCGCUCACGCCAGACAUGGAUCUCACAGUUAAGCUAGUCGAUAUCCCACCGUCCAAAAAGCGGCUGAGCUCAACCGUUGCCGAGUCUUCCGAAAUUCUUCGGGGGCCCAGACCGCCUUCACCAAGCGACGGCCAGACGAGACUUUACGAGGACCCGGCUCCUCGUGUCUCACUCGACGCCACAGCGGCGCCUCGCAAGCCGCCGCUGAGGAUCCACAUCCCGUCCUCGCCGAUAGCCUGGGCUGGUGAUGCGGCACUUGGCGGCAACCGGUCCAAUGUCUACCACCCACAGGGUCAGGUACCCGGGGUUCUAUCUCACAAAAGAUCACGGACCGCCGAGUCGAACUUGUCGCCGAAGCAACAGCCGACUGGCCAUAACAACACUCAAGAGGAUGUGGUUGUGUCGGAGUUGCCAAAUGACCAAUUGCCUCCCAAUGGGGAUGGAAAUUCAAAUGAACCACCCACCUCUCGACCACCUGACACAAUAGAGCAGCAGCCUUUCGAGUCGGUGUUACCACUUUUGGAGGAUCUCGUCGUCUUCUUCACCCCCGAGACGCCCGACAAACUGCAGAACUUUGUUUUUAGACGUCUAAGUGAAGGGUAUAAGACACCUCGCCAAUCAAUAUCGGUAUCGGGGCCUUUGGUGCCCCAUUAUGAUGCUUUCCAAGGCACAAGCCACCUGGCAAUAGGCGAUGGUCAAGAUGCGAGCCAAGGUCAACCAGAGGACGGCGAUGCUGGCGCAGUCGUGCCCUGGACGCGAAAAGACUUGGUUCAUGGCCUCCCCACCCCGAAUCACUCUCCAAACCCGCUAGAUGCCUCGUCUGUAGCCACGCCGCUGAUGGACACGAGGUUCUACAGUAUCAGCGUUGGGCAGGAGACGGCAGCUUCCAUACAGAACUUUUUGCGGUCGUUCCUCGGCUCCCAGUUCCCGUUACAAGACCGGCGUUUUUCGGCCGCCGAUGGCGCCGACUUCCCAGCGGAAACUGGCCUGUGGAGGGCUUUGGAGUGCGACGGACAGGCCGAGCCUAAUGAUGGCGAGAGAAGGCUCGACUUGAUCAUGGCCGUUGGGUCCGAGAGUGGGGUGACCAAAAACCGUCUAUCAGAGAUCAUCGGGCAAAUCGAGAAACUGGGGUUCAAGACGAGCGGGCUGUCGCGAAGCGGGCGAUUAGAUAUUAGAUAUCUUAUCGCCAACGCGAUGCAGGCGUUUACCGCCCAGCCUCUCACCAAACAGACCCAAAGCAAUCCCUUUGCCGACCGCGCUCUGCUCGCCGCGCUGAUCAUCCCUCACCUCGAAACGUACCUGGCCACUCACCCGGAUGUGCGCUUCCUGCUCAUUGAGUAUCCUUCCGAGCAUCUCCCGACCGUCCUGGCCCUCCAGACGCUCAUUGGGACAGAGAUGAUGAAGGUCGUGGGCAUCAUCGACGGUGAUGUCUCGACCCCGGUGCAGCAGUCUCUGUCGGCACCGGACACAAACCGCCGUUCGAGCGAGGGCUUCCGGUCUCUCAACCGUCGGGGGUCGCGCAAGUCCGGCGCCUUCGUCGGGCCCUGCUCCUUUUCUAAGGCCAAUUUUCUCCUCGCUUCGUCCGCUACCGGAUUUGAGACUGCGGCGUUCGUCGCUGCGAUCCGCGAGAGUUUGAUCUCCAUAUCGGAUUAUUACAUGCCAGAACGCCCGCUCUAUAAGCACCCCGAACCGCAAUCCCCGCCGAGAAAGAGCCGUCCGAGUCUUUCAGUUAGCACUGAGUCGGCCGACGUGAAACCGCACUCGGAGAAAGCCCCCCUGGUAUCCACGUCAACCCUCAUCACCCCGCCAUCUUCUCCGACCGAAUCAUCGUCGACGCCAGCGCACCCACCUCAUCACGUCAACCCGCGAAGCAUUCCCCCACGGUCCUCGUCCUCGGCAACAGCGUCGCCGCCUGGCCGGGGGCGUCGCUCCACUCGGGCUUCCUUCACCGAUGAUUUCUCAAGCAGUGGCCGCGUGCAAUGGGGAGAGGUCAACUACGACACUCCCCCUGUCCCCCCUUUGCCCGCUGCACACGCCACCACAAACCAGACCAUCGCGAAGACUACAUACAGCUCCCGCCAUCAAAAGAAGCACUCGGAUCCCCUCUCGCCGCGUGGCAUCGCCCCGCCAUCAGCUUUGACACUACCACCCACAUCGACGGCGGUAUCCAACGGCGGCCAGGCAGAUAACGAAUCCAUCGAGCCCUCAGAGUCCCCACCCGAAUAUACCGCUGCUGCUCCUGUUGCCGUCAACCACAAUGAUGAUGAGGAUUACUACAGUGAUGACUCGGAGCCAGACCCGGAAGAGCGCCGGCUGAUGCCGCUGUACCUCCGGCGACGCGAGGAGAUUGAGAGGGGGCGGAGUAGCAAGGCUAUGCGGUGGUUGGGCCUGGUGUAA